GAUCAGCUGUCAUAUUAUUUUGUAAAUAAUAAUCUAAAAAAGCUAACACAAAACAAAUAACAUUAAUAUAAUUAAAUGUUUUCAAUCUAAAAGUCAAUCAUGGAAGAUUACGAUAGUGAUGCAAUGAUUGACGCCCUAGAGGCGUUGCAUUCGUGUCGCUGCUGCCUUCGUCGCCCUCCAGACAAGGGCUUGAAGACUUUAUAUACUCAUGUCGGGAAAACGGAAAUAUAUUUGGACAUGAUUGAAGAAUGCUUUAAUAUACAAGUUGUAAUGCGUAGUGACGACGAGAGCGGGAUCUGCGAGGCGUGCGUGGGGCGCCUGCGCGACGCGAGCCAGUUCAAGCAGCUGGUGCAGCGCAGCCAGGCCGAGCUGCAGCGACUGCAGUUCAUACACUUCCUUGACGAGAAACCUGCCAUAAAGGAUGAGAGUGUGGAGGGAACCACGAACGACGGUUUUACACUACGCGAAGUGCACCCGGUCAAGUUGGAGGCGAAGAUGCUGGAAGGAGAAACGAACAACAGCGAAGAAUUGGUACAAGCACUGCCAUUGGCCAUCCCGACACCUGCUCCGGUUGAGUCAGACGAUGCUUCCGACCACGCGUCAGAACUCGAAAAGGUGGCCGACAUCGAGGACCUCACAGAGUCAGCUGCGUCAGCCAUCGCCAGGAAACAGAUAGAAAAGCUCAUCCACCUACCCCCCGCCCCACCCUUAGACGCCCCACCCACCGGCCCUGUGCCCCGCUCUAAAGGACCCCCCAUACCUGUCUCCUGCGAUAUUUGCAAGAAGAAAUUCCAAUACAAAAGCCUCCUCGUGAAACAUAUGCCGCGACACACUGGCGCUAAACCGUACACCUGCGAAGUAUGUAACAAACAAUAUUCACUUAAAUCAGUUUUGAAGAAUCAUCUUAAAAGUCACACGGACAAGUUCUCGUGCAAGAUAUGCCAAAAACAAUUCGCUUACAGGCACAACUUGAAAUCUCACAUGCGUGUACAUACAGGUGAAAAACCAUUUUCGUGUGAAGUUUGCUUUAAAGAGUUCUCAAAAAAGCUUACUUUAAAAACUCAUUUGACGAGCUCCGGCCACUUACUUCCAAUAUGUUGCAAAUUUUGUAAGAAGAGAUUUGCAAAUGAAACUGGAUUAAAUGAACACAUUGUAAGUUUACACGGAAUUAAAGAUACAAAACAAGUGCCCACAAAGAAACGACAUAAGAAACAGCAACAACCAAAUGAAACCGCAAACGACGCUCAAACAAAACAAACUAACACAUAACAAAACAGUAAAUCCUUCGGACAAAUUAUUCUGCUGCGAAAUAUGCGGAAAGCAAUAUAGACUUAAGAAAUUAUUUGAAGCUCCAUAUGAACAGUCACAUGGGAGUGAAACUAGAGUACUGUAAUUUGUGCGACAAACCAUUCGCAGACAAAAACACUUUGAGAGGCCACAUGCUAAUACACACGGGAGAGAAGCCUUAUCCCUGUGAGAUUUGCCACAGGCGAUUCAGACAGAGCUCAGCUUUACAAGACCACAUUAUGAUACACAAAGGAAUUAAACCAUAUUCUUGCGAAGUGUGUAAUAAAGAGUUUAGACAUAA
Leguminivora glycinivorella is the source of this 1588-nucleotide messenger RNA. Its product is annotated as zinc finger and BTB domain-containing protein 24-like. The transcript is spliced from 5 exons. Gene Ontology annotation, molecular function: DNA-binding transcription factor activity; RNA polymerase II cis-regulatory region sequence-specific DNA binding; zinc ion binding. Gene Ontology annotation, biological process: regulation of transcription by RNA polymerase II. The record is from RefSeq and is a predicted model, not a curated record. Gene Ontology annotation, cellular component: nucleus. The coding region runs from base 100 to 1269 and encodes 389 amino acids. NCBI's taxonomy places the organism in Eukaryota, Metazoa, Arthropoda, Insecta, Lepidoptera, Tortricidae.